AUGGCUUCACAAUAUACUAAAUUACAAUCAAUUGAGGUUGAGGAUAAUUUAUUAUUACCCUAUCAAGUUUCAAAUCCGACACAAAAGAAAUCACAAAAUAAAUUUGCAUCUUAUUUUUAUAGAGUAAAAGGAUACAUAAUAAAGAAAUGGAAAAUUUUAUUAUUAUUAAUGUUUGUAUUAUUAUUAAUUGCUGGUGUUAUUUUAAUUCCAGUUUUAGUUUUAAGAUAUAAAACAUCAACAAUAUCGGAUCAAUGUGAUGAAUAUGGUAAAGAGAUUAUUAAUAAUGCAGUACAAAAAGGUACAGAAGCAUAUAGUAGAUUAUCAACAUUGGUAACAUUAUUUCCAGGUAGAUUAUCAGGUAGUGAACAAUUAGAGAAUGCAAUCGAUUGGAUACAAGAUAUGAUGUUAGAUGAUGGAUUUGAUUUAGUUAAAACCGAUGAUGUUGAAGUUACACAUUGGGUUAGAGGUGAUGAAAGUGCAACUAUUUUACAACCAUACCAUAGAAAAAUGAAUAUGUUGGGAUUGGGUGGAUCAAUUGCAGGUAAUGUUACGGCAGAGGUUAUUGUAGUAUCAAGUUUUGAUGAAUUGGAUACACUUCAAGAUCAAGUUAAAGGUAAAAUAGUAUUAUUCAAUGCAAUUUUCACCAACUAUUCAUCCACUGUUCAAUAUAGAAGUGGUGGUGCAUCUGCAGCCGCAAAAUAUGGUGGUGUUGCAGCAUUGGUUAGAUCUAUUACACCCUACAGUUUAGGUACACCACAUACUGGUGUAAUGUUUUAUCAGGAUGGUAUCGACAAAAUUCCAACUGCUGCCAUUACAUUGGAAGAUGCAGAUUUAAUUCAAAAUUUAGCAAUAUUGAAUCAAACAGUGAUUGUAAAUUUAUAUAUGGAAGCACAAACUAUGCCAACUAAUGCAAUCAGUAGAAAUGUUAUGGCACAAAUUAAUGGCUCCACUUAUCCUGAUGAAGUGGUUGUAAUUGGUGGUCAUACAGAUUCUUGGGACGUUGCACAGGGUGCAAUGGAUGAUGGUGGUGGUAUAGUUGUCGCAUGGGAAGCAUUAAGAUUAAUAAAAUCAUUGGGUAUCAUACCAAAGAGAACUAUUAGAGUAGUGGGUUGGACAAAUGAAGAAAAUGGUGCCGCUGGUGGUGCUGCUUAUGCUCAACUCUAUACCAAUGAAACUUUCUUCUCUAUUGAAUCUGAUAUUGGUGUAACUCAACCAUUAGGUUUCAAUGUUAUGGCAUCAGAACAAACUAUCACUGAUUUACAAUUGAUCGCUGAUAAAGUUUUAUCACCAAUUAAAACAACUUCAAUCGUAGAAGGUGAAGUUGGUACUGAUAAUGGUUUCUUGGUUUCAAAUGGUAAACCUGGUGCUCAAUUAAUCACUGAUGAAUCAAAAUAUUUUUGGUAUCAUCAUACAGCUGGUGAUGCUAUGGAUAAAAUGGACCCUUCUCAAAUGAAUCAAUGUGUUGCUGCAAUGGCAACAAUGGCAUUAUGUAUUUCAAAUUGGGUUGGUCAAUUAAAUUAA
This is a messenger RNA of Dictyostelium discoideum AX4, 1521 nucleotides long. Its product is annotated as peptidase M28 domain-containing protein. Gene Ontology annotation, molecular function: metallodipeptidase activity. Bases 1 to 1521 code for a protein of 506 amino acids. Gene Ontology annotation, cellular component: extracellular region; Golgi apparatus; lysosome. The transcript has 3 exons. NCBI's taxonomy places the organism in Eukaryota, Evosea, Eumycetozoa, Dictyosteliales, Dictyosteliaceae. The record is from RefSeq and is a predicted model, not a curated record.